This is a messenger RNA of Trichogramma pretiosum, 2664 nucleotides long. RefSeq names its product aquaporin AQPcic-like. The coding region runs from base 1207 to 2037 and encodes 276 amino acids. The transcript is spliced from 5 exons. Lineage: Eukaryota; Metazoa; Arthropoda; Insecta; Hymenoptera; Trichogrammatidae. Gene Ontology annotation, biological process: transmembrane transport. Gene Ontology annotation, molecular function: water channel activity. Gene Ontology annotation, cellular component: plasma membrane. The record is from RefSeq and is a predicted model, not a curated record.
AUGAAAUACAUUAGAAAUCAUAAAAAGUAUUAUGACAGGUAAUGCUUUAGAAAAAAUUGUUGACUCUCAAUGUAUCACGGUGACACAAACAUUGGAAGAAUUAGUUUUUUUUACUAUCAUCAAGUCUGUGGCUCGCCGAUCAUUGAUUUUUUCGACCAAACAAACUGUAUACUUUGUAGGAACGAAAUAUGUACCAGAGGCAACGGUAAACAUGGAAAAAAACAAAUCGAAAUUUUUAAGAGAAAGAUACGAGCCUACAGAUUAUUAAAAAAAUAUAUAUAUUUUCAAACAGCCUCGCCUCUUUUUAUCACAUACAAGCAUUUCUACACCGUUGAUACGUCAUCGGCUGAUACGAGUUUUUUUUAACGCACACGAAUUCGAGUCCGCUGAAAAUAUCGUUUUAGCGGUCUUGUCGAAGAGACGAAAACGUGUUCACAAAUACAUUCGGGUCCCUCUCUCGUACAUGUAGUGGAGGGAAGGGGUCAAGCCGCUCGAGCGCCAGUUAUAUAUCCCCCAAGAAGUUUGACAACUUUUUACGCUAAAUAUAAACUUCCCGAGGCGGCGGCGGUGCAAGAGUCGCUCCCACCUCGAUGUACCGGCCACUAUCCGGGCAAUAUUAUAAUCCACGUGUUUGAGUACCACUACCAUUUUCGCACGUGUGCUACUGCUCCGAGCGUCUCGUCGCUACUGCACAUACACUAUACUGACCACUACCACUAAAACUACUACUACUACUACUACUACUACUACCACCGAGGAGGAGUACGAGUUACGAGUUCGCGCGUAUAUAUAUUUGUUUCUGCGGCACAUAGCAACAACGACGACGACGAUCCGGAGGCGUGUGUGCGUGCGCCACAACUUUCGCGAUGUACGAGCCCAUUGUGCCUCUUUAGUGCCGAAGGCGCGCGCCGAGCAGCCGGUCGUCUGUUUCGUAUUUGUGAGCCGAGCCAGCCAGUCUUAUAUGUAGUCGCAGUGCUGCAUAUCAUCUACGGAGAGACGCGCCGCAAACUUUUGUGUGACCCUGACUUUGCUGCUGCUGCUGCUGCUGCCACCGCCGCCGCCACCACCACCGCUACGUAUAAAGACCGAGCCGAUCGAUCGGUGUGCGCGCGCCCCCGCAACCUCCAGGGGCUAGAGUUCUCGCUUUUAUACCUUUUGGUCUACUGAACUCGUUUUCGGCAGCAAGUCGCGCUCGUAUUCGCAGACAUGUCUUCGUCCAGUGAUAUUCCUUCCAGAUUCAAAAAGAUGGUGAAAGGAAAUACUUACCGAGAGCAGGGCAUCGUAGCUCUUGCUGAAAUAUUAGGCACUGCUACCCUAGUGUUUAUAGGAUGUAUGGGGUGCGUAGGAGGAUUACUAAAUGUUGGUAUUCCCAGUCAUAUACAAAUCACAUUAAACUUUGGAUUGGCAGUUAUGAUAGUUAUUCAGUGCUUUGGACAUUUAAGUCAUGCCCAUGUCAAUCCAGCGAUGACACUUGUUUCUGUGGUUUUGGGCAUAAAAACAGUUAGGGAAGGUUUAGUAUAUUUUGUAGCGCAAACAAUCGGAGCCAUUCUAGGAUUUGGUUUAUUAAAGGCGGUAACACCUGCGGGCAGUCUUAGAGCCAAUGCCAAUGCAACUUUGGAUACUUUCUGCGUAACGGAUUUACACAGUGACGUCUCGCCGAUUCAAGGGCUCUUAGUCGAGGGCAUUGCCACGGCUAUUCUCGCUCUCAUAGCAUGCGCCGUGUGGGACCCUCGCAAUGCUCGUAACACCGACUCGACUCCCGCCAAAUUUGGUUUGAGCGUCACAGCUCUGGCCAUUUCGUGCGGACCUUACACGGGUUGCAGUAUGAAUCCAGUCAGAACCCUUGCACCAGCUAUUUGGAACAAUUACUGGGGCCAUCACUGGAUCUACUGGCUGGGGCCUUUUGGUGGUGCUCUCUUGGCGUCCCUUGCCUACAAAGUAAUCUUCUCCGUUCAAAAUAACGAUAACGAAGAUAUGAAUCUGCCAGAAAACGUUGCAUUAAAUAGCGUUGAUACACAUCAAGCCAAGCAUAUGUAAUCCUUAUGUUGGAUCAUUGAUUUCACAUCUUGGAAUUUUAAAAAACUGAUGUCUCGAAAAGUGUGUGAAAACAUUUGUUUCAUCAUUAAUACUUCCACGUGUUCACAGUCGUAAUAAGAAAAACAAUUUUAUCAACGUCAAAAAGUGAGCUUUUUGUCACAACACACAAACUAAUUACGAUAUUUAGUAUAAGAUAUUUAUCAAUAAUGUUGUUGGAAAGAUAGAUUUUUUAUUGUGAAUAUGUUGUUUCAAUUUUAAAAUGUAAAAAGUGAUUACAAUCAAAGUUGUUACAAUACGUUAGUGCUAAAGAUAAUUAUCAAAGGUACCUAUAUAUUAUAUGUAUUUUCGUGUUAUAUUUUUAAUUUGCAUAAGUUAUAAGUUGUUAUAUUUCUUCUACACAUUUAUUCGAUUCAUUAAUUCAAAAGAAAACAUGUUUUUGUACGAAAUGUUUGAUACUUCAAAAACACCAAUGUAACAAGCCAAACUUGAAAUUUUAUACGAAUUUUUAUAAAAUAAUCUGUACGAGAAUAAGUCUAAUUUAACUAAAGCAUUUUGUUGAGAAUAUAUGUUGUUUUGUCUAAAAUGUGGCUAUUUACAAUAGCCAAUAAAAGAAAUUAUUAAUUUUUA